Molecule: messenger RNA, 3400 nt
Organism: Anopheles aquasalis
Lineage: Eukaryota; Metazoa; Arthropoda; Insecta; Diptera; Culicidae
Product: knirps-related protein-like
Biological process (GO): regulation of DNA-templated transcription
Molecular function (GO): DNA-binding transcription factor activity; zinc ion binding; sequence-specific DNA binding
Source: RefSeq, a predicted model, not a curated record
UUGAUCGAUUGAUUGAAGGAUUGUGGCGAGAAAAAGAGAGAGGAAGUAAAAGAGGAUUUGGAAGAAGUUACUCGUUCACCAACUACUAGCCGGCACAGCAGUUUGACAAGAUGAAUCAGCAGUGCAAAGUGUGUGGUGAACCGGCGGCCGGAUUCCAUUUCGGUGCCUUCACUUGCGAAGGCUGCAAGUCCUUUUUCGGCCGAUCGUACAACAAUCUGUCGUCGAUCUCGGAGUGCAAAAACAACGGCGAAUGUAUCAUCAACAAGAAGAACCGGACGGCGUGCAAAGCGUGCCGAUUGCGCAAGUGCCUGAUGGUGGGCAUGUCGAAGAGUGGUUCACGGUACGGGCGACGAUCGAACUGGUUCAAGAUCCACUGUCUGCUGCAGGAGCAACAGCAGGCCGCCCAGCAGCACCAGCAGCAGCAUCAGCAUCAGCAUCAGCAGCAGCAGGGCAACCAUCCGAAGGGCCCGCAGCAGGUCGGUAUGCAUCCGGGCAUGUUCCAUCCGGGCGCUUACCCGCACGGUAUGUACCCGCGGCCACCGUGCACCAAGGAGGAACUGAUGCUGCUCGGUCUGGAGGAGUACAGCAAGCAUCCGUCCGCUUCACCGUCGGUCAGCUCACCGGACAGCCACAACUCGGACAGCUCGAACGAGAUCAACGAUCGACGCAAUGCGUUGCUUCGGCAGGGCAAACUACACCACGAGGCGGCCACCCUCAGCAACAAGGACCUCUUCCUGCCCCUGCCAUUCGGUGGACUGCCGUUGAUGCCCCCGCCUGGCUUCCUACCCUCGUCGCAUCUUAUGUUCCCAGGGUUCCAUCCGGCGCUCUACUCGCAUCCACAGGCGGGUCUGCUGAAGCCGGCCGACACGCACCUGACGCUGCCCAGCUCGCCCUUGGCAAAUAACAACAACAGUCGCUUCACGCCAAAUCACAAUACCGAACCGAGUGCACACCCGGUGACGCCCGGUAGCAAUGGUAAUGCCAACGAUAGUGCCAGCGGUAAGUCACCGGAUCCGUACGCCAAGCGCUUCAUCCUGGAUCAGGUGCUGGAAUCGCAGCGUUGCCCGAGCAACGGUACUGCCAAUGGUAGUGAUAAGGAGGAACCGGAACCGGAGGACGUUGGGCCGGCCACGAUGACACCACCACGCUCACCGAUCGUCGUCGUAUCGCAGCCUUCCCAGGCGAUUGUGGUUCGUCAGCACACGCCCGAGAACAACCACCACCAUCACCACCAUCACCACCACAACCACCAUCAGCGACCGGAGCAGCAACAGUCAGGGUUGAACCAGGACAAUCCGAUCGAUUUGAGUAUGAAGACGGGCAGUAGCUGCACAUCCGCGGACGAUCGACGAUCGUCGAUGUCGGGAGCCGAAUCGAACGGAUCCGAUGAUGAAACUCACGCCGAAAGCCGCUCAUCGUCCGGUUUGGAUAAGUACAAGUAUGCGGUUGCUGCUGCGGCGGCGGCGGCGGCGGCUGCUGCUGCUACUGCAACGACCACCUCCGGUAAAACGACUCCUAACAACAACAACAACAACACGAUCAUCAGUAACAACCACGAGCAUCACAAACGGCACCUACCGUCGUCACCACCGCGCUGUCACGAAGCGUCUUUGACGCCCUCACCAACUCAGCAACGUCUUGCGUCACCACCGCAACCAGAAUCACCGCCACUGGUCCGGCCAUCGGCAAACCAUCGGCAGCAGCAGCAGCAGCUUCACCAUCACCAUCACCAUCUGCAGCACCUUCGGCAUCGGCAUGCACUCGGCCAUCACGGUAGCGGCAGUGAGUCCGACCUAGAACCGGAGGAGACCGAGUAUGAGCGUGAGGUGAAACGGAUGAAACUGCAAGGAACGACACCGCUCGAUCUGACAACCAAGGUGUGAGGAGCAGAAGCGUGACGGAGGUAGCUUGCCAAAAAAAAAAAAAACUCACGUACACGAACGCAGUGAUAACUGUUAUCGGCCACAAGCUUCUGCGUUGUCUGUUUGUGUGUGAUGGCCACUGGAUUGGGCACGAGAUCUGACCGGCCUCGAAAGCGAUCGAUUGUGAGCUCGCACAAACUGGCAAAACUGCAAUAACUGGACUCAUUGGAUGACGAGCAAACCCUUAGGCUGCCCCGAAGAACCCCCCCCCCAGCGGGAUGGCAGCACUUUACCAAAGAUCGGUUGGCUUAGGAAAGCCCCGAUAGUGAUCAUGAUCGGCCAUGAUCGGGAAGAUUGUAAAUAUUUUACACGAUUAGCGUUGUGAGCCCUGGUGCUACCGUUUAGGUGCUUUAGGACGAUAGUAGCUAGUGAAUGUGACGACGUUCUUGCAAUUUCUAGAUGGUAAAACACUGGAACGCGAGUCUAGAGAGAACACCAUGACAGUACUAGGAGCAAGGCAGGAAGUGUCAGUCGCGCAUCCGGUUGGAUGACGUGGAUCGGAAGUACGCUGGCCCUUGGCUUGUUGGAUAGGAAAUUGUUUAAAAUAAGUAGUAGCGUGAACAACAAACAUGUGCCAGUAUUCUGUGGAUCAUACACCUUGUAUUGCGUGUUUUUUAUGUAUGUGUGGAUGUGUGUGCGUGGUAGGAUUAUCCGUUCAAACCCAGGACACAGUGGCCAGUAGCCGCAGCGCAGCGGCAAUAAUGCCGAAUACAGAUCAACGUUGUAACGUGCCGCGCGGCAUGACAUUUAGCACUGCAUUAUAGCUUCCCGCCGUCGGUCGGUUGGUGCUCCUCUAAAGCAAACAUACGACUCCGCAUGUCCCCAUAGCUUAAUUUAUACCAAUUAUCACAUUUACCAAACAAACAAUUAUGCGGCACACUUUAGGGCUUAGGUUGAGCUUAGUAGAUGAUAUAUUAGCAUCUCUUUUUCCGGAACAGCCCAACGUUCCGUGUCGAAGUGGAGGGAAACUCCUGACACCAAAGCAGCUUGUACGCAGUUCCCACACACUGUUCCCACUGCAGCAUUACUGUAAGAGCUGUGCGGUUAAAUGCCGUCCACCAAUCGGGAUGUGAUUAGUGUAAGCUGCUCGAAUUUGCAUAUAGCACACCCAUGAAAGGCGAUUCUAUUCGAAGCAAACGUUAUCUCCUCCUUUCUUAGAGCCAAUGUUACCCCUAUGCGUUGCGCCAAUUUGAUCUUUCUCCUCCCUCCCUCAAAAACCCUUUUCCUAUUUAUAAAACAAAACAAAAACGGCCAGUUGGCCGUUGGUCCGCUAGACGAUAGUUGCAACUGUUAUUAAAUGUUGAGUGUAAGUUUAGUUAAAUUACCUUAGGUUAUCGAGUGCAACCACCAAUUAGAGAAGAAUUGUGUAGAUUUAAAUUAAAUUUACCCCAAGUUAUAAUAGACGAUGGCGGCCCAUUCUCAUCGACAUGAAAAUGGAAAGGCAUCAUCAGUACGUUUAGCUUAGGUGUAUACGCCCU